AUGCUGAUUGUCCGGUUGGCUCAAGCGGUUUUUGGUAUUACCAAGAAUAUCAAGACCCUCAGCUACAUUGGUAUUGUUAAUGAUGUGGUUGAAGAGGUGCAUAUUUGGGGUGAGACAGACAAAGAUGCUCGUCGCGUGGAAUGGACAUCGCAGCGCUUGGCACUAUGUAACAUGGAAUGGGAUCGGAUUUCGGCAGCCGAUAUUUUUGUUUUAAUCAGUUCAUUCAAACUGCCCGCUCCAACUGCUAAGUGCAGUAAAAACUUCUGGGCCUUCGGCACACAUAAAUCAGUACAGUGGGAGACCUGA
Messenger RNA from Gongylonema pulchrum, 306 nucleotides. The record is from the annotation of a GenBank genome assembly. NCBI's taxonomy places the organism in Eukaryota, Metazoa, Nematoda, Chromadorea, Rhabditida, Gongylonematidae.